AUGGGCGAGCUGCCGACCGGGUGUCGGAAAAGGAGGCGGAAGCGGGGAGGAGCCGCCGCGGGAGCCGGACUGCAUCCGCCGCGGCGUCUCCAUGGCACGGCCCUGGCCUCCGACUUCAACGACUUCAUAAGGAGACGUUUCUGGGCGCAGCCGUGUCGCUCCUGGUUUCCAUCGUGUGGGAAGAACGGAGUAACAAGUCUCACGCAGAAAAAGGUCUUGAGGACACCUUGUGGCGCACCCAGUGUGACUGUGACGAAGCGAAGCAUGAAGGACCGCUCUUCAACGCCCCCCUUACAUGUUCAUGUGGAUGAGAACACUCCUGUCCACGUCCACAUAAAAAAACUCCCGAAACCAUCAGCGACCAGCGGCCAGAAAUCUCAUAAGCGCGGAAUGAAAGGGGACACCGUGAAUGUGCGGCGGAGUGUCCGGGUGAAAACCAAGGUACCUUGGAUGCCCCCUGGAAAAUCAUCCGCCCGGCAUGUGGGAUGCAAGUGGGAGAAUCCACCUCAUUGUCUGGAGAUCACACCACCAUCUUCAGAAAAGCUGGUCUCGGUGAUGCGGUUAAGUGACCUUUCUACAGAAGAUGAUGACUCGGGUCACUGUAAAAUGAACCGUUAUGAUAAGAAGAUUGACAGUCUAAUGAACGCAGUUGGUUGUCUCAAGUCUGAGGUCAAGAUGCAGAAGGGUGAGCGCCAGAUGGCCAAGAGGUUCCUGGAGGAGCGCAAGGAAGAGCUGGAGGAGGUGGCCCACGAGCUGGCCGAGACCGAGCAUGAGAACACGGUGCUGAGACACAACAUCGAGCGCAUCAAGGAGGAGAAGGACUUCACCGUGCUUCAGAAGAAACACCUCCAGCAGGAGAAGGAGUGCCUCAUGUCCAAGCUGGUAGAAGCUGAAAUGGAUGGGGCUGCUGCUGCCAAGCAAGUCAUGGCCUUGAAGGAUACUAUCGGGAAGCUAAAGACGGAGAAACAAAUGACCUGCACGGACAUCAACACCCUAACGAGGCAGAAGGAACUUCUCCUGCAGAAGCUGAGCACAUUUGAAGAGACCAACCGCACCCUCCGAGACCUGCUGAGGGAACAGCACUGCAAAGAGGAUUCGGAAAAGCUGAUGGAGCAACAAGGAGCACUACUCAAACGGCUGGCGGAGGCGGACUCAGAGAAAGCGCGCCUGCUGUUACUCCUGCAAGACAAAGACAAGGAGGUAGAAGAGCUACUCCAGGAAAUACAAUGUGAGAAGGCUCAAGCAAAGACAGCGUCCGAGCUUUCUAAAUCCAUGGAGUCCAUGCGUGGGCAUUUGCAGGCACAGCUCCGGUGCAAAGAGGCAGAGAACAGUCGCCUGUGCAUGCAGAUCAAGAACCUGGAGCGCAGUGGGAACCAGCACAAGGCAGAAGUGGAGGCCAUCAUGGAGCAGUUGAAGGAAUUAAAGCAAAAGGGAGACCGAGACAAAGAAACCUUAAAGAAGGCCAUCCGAGCCCAGAAGGAACGAGCUGAGAAGAGUGAGGAGUAUGCUGAGCAGCUACACGUGCAACUUGCUGACAAGGAUCUUUAUGUCGCUGAAGCUUUAUCCACUCUGGAAUCAUGGAGGAGCCGCUACAAUCAAGUUGUGAAAGACAAGGGAGACCUCGAGCUGGAAAUUAUCGUCCUGAACGACCGGGUGACAGAUCUCGUAAACCAACAACAAACGUUGGAGGAGAAGAUGCGGGAAGAUCGGGACAGCCUGGUGGAGAGAUUACACCGGCAGACAGCCGAGUAUUCCGCGUUCAAGCUAGAGAACGAGAGGCUGAAGGCUAGCUUCGCCCCGAUGGAGGACAAGCUCAAUCAGGCGCACAUCGAGGUACAGCAGCUGAAGGCGUCAGUUAAGAACUAUGAAGGGAUGAUUGACAACUAUAAGAGUCAGGUGAUGAAGACCAGAUUGGAGGCUGAUGAAGUGGCUGCCCAGCUGGAACGCUGUGACAAAGAGAACAAGAUCCUUAAAGAUGAGAUGAACAAAGAGAUUGAAGCGGCCCGUAGGCAGUUCCAGUCCCAGCUGGCUGACCUGCAGCAGCUGCCCGACAUCCUCAAGAUCACGGAGGCUAAGCUGGCAGAGUGCCAAGACCAGCUGCAGGGCUAUGAGAGGAAGAACAUUGACCUCACAGCCAUCAUAUCAGAUCUGCGCAGCCGGAUCGAACAUCAGGGGGACAAGCUGGAGAUGGCAAGAGAGAAACAUCAGGCUUCCCAGAAGGAAAAUAAACAGCUGAGUCUGAAGGUGGAUGAACUGGAGAGGAAACUGGAGGCAACCAGCGCCCAGAAUAUCGAGUUCCUACAGGUGAUUGCCAAGAGGGAGGAGGCAAUCCAUCAGUCCCAGCUGCGGCUAGAGGAGAAAACACGGGAGUGUGGGACCCUGGCCAGGCAGUUGGAGAGCGCCAUUGAAGAUGCUAGGAGGCAGGUGGAACAAACCAAGGAGCACGCAGUCUCCAAGGAGCGAGCUGCUCAGAGCAAAAUCCUGGACCUUGAAACCCAGCUGAGCAGGACCAAAACUGAACUCAGCCAGCUGCGGCGGAGCCGGGACGAUGCUGACCGUCGCUACCAGAGCCGGCUCCAGGACCUCAAAGAUCGCCUGGAGCAGUCAGAGAGCACCAAUCGCAGCAUGCAGAACUAUGUCCAGUUCCUCAAGUCAUCCUAUGCCAAUGUGUUCGGGGACAGUCCCUACACUACCUACCUGACCAGCUCUCCCAUCCGCUCCCGAUCUCCUCCUGCCUAAGGCUGCCGGUCUUGGGCCAGGAGCCCGGAUUGAUGCCAUGGGAACCGCAGAGGGGCCAGGCCAUAGCUGGAAAGCCUCUUGCUUUCCUCUCUCUUCCACUGAUGGAAGUAUGUUCAGGCAGGAUCUUGUCUGAGCUACUGGCCCCAGAAAAGUCCCUAA
Messenger RNA from Neomonachus schauinslandi (Hawaiian monk seal), 2898 nucleotides. It is a transcript of the gene ODF2, whose product is annotated as outer dense fiber of sperm tails 2. The record is from RefSeq and is a predicted model, not a curated record. The transcript has 21 exons. Gene Ontology annotation, biological process: regulation of cilium assembly. Gene Ontology annotation, cellular component: centrosome. The coding region runs from base 1 to 2739 and encodes 912 amino acids. Lineage: Eukaryota; Metazoa; Chordata; Mammalia; Carnivora; Phocidae.